AUGGCCGCCCCCUCCACGUACGCCGACUGCGUCUCCUCCCUCACCCACUCCCUGACCUUCCUGACCUCGUCCGUCGCGACCCUGCGCGCCUCGACCGCCGACCUCCCCCGCCUCUCGACCGCCCUCCGCACAACCCGCCACUACGAGCUCAUCCCGCACCCCUCCCUCGCCGCCGCCGAGGCCUCCCUCCGCGACGAGAUCGGCCCCCACAUCGCCCACCUGCUCGACCGCGCCGAGACCCAGGUCGACCGCGCCGAGCGCCGCGUCGAGACGCUCAAGGCCCGCAGCGAGCUCCUCGCGGGCCGCAUGGCGGCCGACGACCGUGGCGGCGGCGGCGGCGGCAGCAACAGCACCGGCGGUUCCAUACGCGCCAGGACGCCCGGCGCCAGGGGCAAGGGCCUCGCGGGCGAGAGGGCGCUCAAGGCGCGGGCGGUGCGCACGAGGAAGGAGGGUCUCAAGUACAGCGUCGAGAGGCUCGAGCUGCAGGUGUCGCAGAAGGAGAGGGAGCUGCGGAAGAGGCUCGAGGAGGCUUGA
Molecule: messenger RNA, 534 nt
Organism: Verticillium nonalfalfae
Lineage: Eukaryota; Fungi; Ascomycota; Sordariomycetes; Glomerellales; Plectosphaerellaceae
Exons: 1
Coding region: 1-534 (177 amino acids)
Biological process (GO): attachment of spindle microtubules to kinetochore
Cellular component (GO): DASH complex; spindle microtubule
Source: RefSeq, a predicted model, not a curated record